Messenger RNA from Phyllostomus hastatus (greater spear-nosed bat), 1544 nucleotides. RefSeq names its product butyrophilin subfamily 2 member A2-like. NCBI's taxonomy places the organism in Eukaryota, Metazoa, Chordata, Mammalia, Chiroptera, Phyllostomidae. The coding region runs from base 205 to 1086 and encodes 293 amino acids. The record is from RefSeq and is a predicted model, not a curated record. The transcript is spliced from 11 exons. Gene Ontology annotation, molecular function: protein binding.
AUUCCACUUAGCAACAGAGCUCAGGAGUGAGAAACCUGGCUGCAGUGCUGGAAGCGUCUGUCUGACCCAGGGCUUUCUUCUGGGUACUGUAGUCUUCUCCCUCCACAGAAAGACAUUUCAGAAUCUUCCCAACGCAUCUAAACACAGAGUUGGGAAUUUCCUUUGUGCCACGAGUGACGGGUGUGAAACAGAUUCCUCCCUGAGAUGGAGACUAUGGAUCGCUGUAGGGAUUUAUUGAUGAAGAGUGUUACUCAUCUUGAAGAAUCUAACCAUGAAGUAAACAACGUAGACACCAUCAAAGCACUUUCUAAUAGUCUCAUAUGGGUAGUGAUUUGCUUUAUUAUUCAUGUAUUCCAGAAGGAACUUCGCAAACAAGGGAAAUUGCAAAAGGAAAUUGGGAACUUACGAAAGGAAAUUGAUCAACAUAGGAACGAAAAUGAUCAAUUAAGGAAAGAAAACGGGAACUUACGAAAGGAAAUUGGUGAGAGAAAAGCUCAAUUUAGGAAUGGCUGGAAGAAGGCAUCAUUGUACCCUGACUGGAGGAAAGAAUUUUACCAGGCUGUGAAUGUUAUUCUGGAUCCAGACACAGCCCAUCCUGCCCUCAUCUUGUCUGAAGGGAAUAAACGUGUAACCUUGGGAAAGGAGUCUCAAGAUCUACCUAAGAACCCGCAGCGAUUUCACUCUCUUCCUUGUGUGUUGGGUCAUCACGUCAUCUCUUCAAGAAGAUGCUACUGGGAGGUAGAAGUCGAACACAGUGAAGCCUGGGACCUGGGAAUUUGUAGAAACAAUGUAACUAGGGAGGGGAAGAUUUCCAUAAAACCACAGAAUGGUUUCUGGGCCAUCAGGUUUUAUAAGGAUGAGUACUGGGCACUCACCUCUCUAGAAACAAAGCUUUUUCAGAAAGAGCGCCUGACCAGAGUGUGCAUUUUCCUAGAAUGUGAGGAUGGGCUCAUCUCAUUCUAUAAUAUGAUAGAUAAAUCUCAUAUUCACACUUUUUCUCAAUGUUCCUUUGAAGGGCCAUUAAGACCUUUUUUCAGGCUUUUCUCCAGUGAUCCAGGACAUUUAACCAUCUGUCCAGUGCCCUAAGCAGCCCAGCCUGAUGAUAACCUUCACUGUGGUUUCACACCUGUACAAGGAGGAUCACAUAGCCUGCAAGUCAGUGUGGAUUGAACAACCUAGUCAUGACAUUAAUUCUCUCAUACAAAAAGCAAAUUAUUUUCCUUAUCAUUUUCUGUGGUUCUCCCUAACAUUUUAUGUCUUUCAAAAGUGGUUCCCCAAAAUCAUGGUGUAGCAUUGCUUCUGGUAUGUUUAAUUAUAUAUAUAUAUAUAUAUACAUGGUAUAUACACACUUAUGUAAUAUAGUCAUAUAUCAGUAUAAAAUACAAGAAACUAGUUUUUGUGAUCAUAGUGUUGAAAUUUCUAGAAUAUUUGACAAAGGUAGAAAUAUAGAGAGAAUAACUUUUCAUUAAAUAGUCUUUUGUACCAUUGGGUUUUGUACUGUUUUUAAAAUGAUAAGCAGGAAAAUAAAAUUAGUUUUAAAUAAA